UGCUUGCCUUGCAUUUGACAUAUAUACAUUGAAUAUAUAUCCAGAUCGUUGUGGUUGCAUUUGGCAUAUUUACAUUGAAUAUAUCCUGAUUGUUGUGGGUGACGGUAGUGUAUUCAUCAGAAACAUCAGUAUCAGGGUAUCAGAUACUUGUGGGAGAACAAUUUUGGCCCAAAUUUUCAUUGGUAAUGGAGAGUGAUCAAUUAAAGGUGAACAGAUCAAGCCUAGAGAGUGGGUUUGACAAAUGUAAAAGGCCUACAAAAACAUGGAAAAAGGGGCCUACAAGAGGUAAAGGAGGACCAGAGAAUGCUUUGUGUGAAUACAGAGGAGUAAGGCAGAGAACAUGGGGGAAAUGGGUGGCUGAAAUCAGAGAGCCCAAGAAGAGAGCCAGGCUUUGGCUUGGAUCUUUUGCUACAGCACAAGAAGCAGCCAUAGCUUAUGAUGAAGCUGCUAGAAGAUUGUAUGGUCCAGGUGCCCAUCUGAAUUUGCCUGAAAGGUACAACAAUUUGCAGCAGCAAAAGCCUCAAGCUUCAUCCAGUGCUAAUGGGUCAAUGUUGGCUACAUUGAUUGGAGAUGAUAGUAUUGCUAGAUCUAGGUAUAUUAGAGAAAAACUGUUAGGAUUCAAUAACUCCCCAGGUUUCAACCUGCAACCUCUUGGCUGCAAUUUUCUUGAUCUACCAACUUCAUCUUCAUCCCUUUCAUCCUACUCUAACACUAACCCAUUUAGAAUUUUGGAGGUAAGAACCAGGCCAUUGGGAGAGAGAGGAUCUUUACAGACUCAGCCUGAGCUAAAGGCAAGGACUCAACCAUUUUCAGAAAGGGGGUCUUUAGGCACUCAACCUAAGCUAAGGACUCACCCAUUGGCAGAGCAUUCAAUUAACCAGAGAGGAUCUUUAGGCACACAGACUGAGCUAGGGACAAGGUCUCAGUCGUUAGGAGAGCACCCAAUGAAUGGGAGAGGAUCAGUAGGUUCCCAAGCUGAUCUAAGGUUAAGGACUCAACCAUUGGGAGAGCCCUCCAUCAAUGGCAGAGGGUCUUUAAGCACUCAACCUAGACCAAAUUCAGGUCAUUUGUGCACCAGUUUAAAUGGGAAUGUGUGGCCAAACCUCCAUCACAUUCGGCAGAAGCUGCAGGAGAUGAAAUACCUGAACAACAAUUGUGAUGUAAAGGGUAACAACUGCCCAGAUCAAGCUCCCCUGUUAUUGAGUUAUGAUGACAAUACUCUCAGCAAUUACAAUUCUUCGGUUCCACUGUUGCAGAAGGGUCACAUGACUGAUGCUACUGCUCUUCCUCCUGAGAAUGCAGAGGUAAAUGAUUGCACUUCAAUGGCUUCCCAGCAGGUCGACCUGAGAGAGUUUUUAGAGCAGUUGGGAGUAAUUGAAGCUCCUUCUGUAAAGAAUAAGGAAGAUGAAGCAUACCCAUCAGUUUCAGAGUUCAUAUUACCCAUAGGCUCAAGUCAGUACUCCAGCAAAAUUGAAUCCUUUGACGAAACAUCAUGGGAUUCCAUUGCAGGAGUCUCUCUCCCCGAUUUCAUUGAAAAUGAUUAUCUUUUGGAGAACCAGCAUAACAUUGAUAACCAAAUCAGCCAAACCCAACUGCAGUCUUUUUCUGAAUCUAUUUGGGAUUUUGAAGAUCAACGGCAGGAGCAGCAGCAAAAUGACAUUGUGGAUUAUGAAAACUUUGAGAAUUGUCUUCCCACAAACCACCUUGUUAACCUUAUCUAAUUCUAGUUUUUAUGGAUCAUACAUUCAAUUUAGGGAAUAGCCCGAAGUGAAUUACAUUUGUAGCCGUUAGAUUCUAUGUUUUGUUAUUGCUUUAGAUGUAUAGAUAUGAAUGAGAAUUCAACUGCGAACGGAUACAAAAAAAAUUCGUUCUAUACAAUUAAAGCAUCUCUUUAUC
Molecule: messenger RNA, 1896 nt
Organism: Cryptomeria japonica (Japanese cedar)
Lineage: Eukaryota; Viridiplantae; Streptophyta; Pinopsida; Cupressales; Cupressaceae
Exons: 2
Coding region: 186-1721 (511 amino acids)
Biological process (GO): regulation of DNA-templated transcription
Molecular function (GO): DNA-binding transcription factor activity; DNA binding
Source: RefSeq, a predicted model, not a curated record